Messenger RNA from Rotaria sordida, 951 nucleotides. NCBI's taxonomy places the organism in Eukaryota, Metazoa, Rotifera, Eurotatoria, Philodinida, Philodinidae. The record is from the annotation of a GenBank genome assembly.
AUGAUUGAACAAUUAUGUUUACUUUUCAUUGUACUUACACCUGUGGGAUUAGUUGUUCUAUCUAUAAUUUGUUUGUUACGUUCGUUUAACAUGAAUUCUCGAAGUGAUAAUGAAAAAUAUUUUCAAGAUCCAAAAACAAAAUCACGAAAAUCAUUUCCAUCACUCAAAGAUCCGCAUUCCAAAUAUCUUUCUGUUAUUAUUCCUGCUUAUAAAGAAGUAGAUCGAUUACCAGCUAUGAUUAAAGAUACAAUGGACUAUCUAGAACGACGUCAGGCAAAUGAUUCAUCGUUUACCUAUGAAUUGAUUAUUGUUGAUGAUGGAAGUCCUGAUAAAACUAGUGAAGUUGCGCUGAAUUAUAGUAUUCAAUAUGGAACAGAUAUAGUUCGUGUAUUAACUUUAGAUGCAAAUCGAGGUAAAGGUGGUGCUGUUCGAAUGGGUGUAUUAAGUGCUCGAGGUCAAUGGAUUUUAUUUGCUGAUGCAGAUGGUGCAACGAAAUUUAGUGAUUUUACUAAACUUGAAAAAAGUGCUUUAAUGGCGAUGAAAAAUAAUGAUGUUGUUGUUUGUGGUUCACGACGACAUUUAGAAAAAGAGUCUGUAGCACAAAGAUCAGCAUUUCGUACAUUACUUAUGUAUGUAUUUCAUCUUGAAGUUUGGUUAUUUGCUGUGAAAUCUAUUCGUGAUACUCAAUGUGGUUUUAAAUUAUUUUCACGUCAAGCUGCCGAAAAACUUUUCUCACGAAUGCAUGUUGAACGAUGGGCAUUUGAUGUUGAACUUUUAUAUAUUGCAGAAAAAUUAAACAUUCCUAUUAUUGAAAUUGAUGUUAAUUGGCAUGAAAUUCCAGGUUCAAAACUCGAUCCAUUUACUGCUUCAUUACAAAUGGGAAUUGAUAUAUUAGCUAUUUGGCUUCGUUAUACAUUAGGAAUUUGGACAAUUGAUCGUAAACAAGAUUAA